This is a messenger RNA of Musca vetustissima, 507 nucleotides long. RefSeq names its product mucin-2-like. Gene Ontology annotation, cellular component: extracellular region. The record is from RefSeq and is a predicted model, not a curated record. Gene Ontology annotation, molecular function: chitin binding. Bases 1 to 507 code for a protein of 168 amino acids. The transcript has a single exon. NCBI's taxonomy places the organism in Eukaryota, Metazoa, Arthropoda, Insecta, Diptera, Muscidae.
AUGACAAACACUCAACCAAAUAAUACCAAUACUAACACUAAUACAACUACUGUGACACAAAACAAUGUAACAUUUCCGGAUCGAGGUAAUGUACCUGUUGACAACACUACUUGUCCAACUACUACUGCAUGUCCACCUAUUAAAAAUUGUCCAUCAAUUAUCAAGUGUACUACCAAAUGUCCACCUGUUAUAAAAUGUCCACCGUGUCCACCUAUUACGAAAUGUCCAACUACUACCACAACAUGUCUACCAAUUCCUGAACAUUUGAUUACAGAUCCAACGCCGGAACACUUGAAGCCCGCCAAUACACUUGUGUCAUUAAACGAUUGUGCUUCGCUGCCGGAUAAUGUCUUCUUGACCGAUGCCCGACAUUGCCGUCGUUUCUAUAUUUGCCAAAGGGGUCGUACCAAACGUCAACAUUGUUCCUUGUCCCAGUGGUUUGAUCGUGAAACAUUAACGUGUCGUGACCGAAAAUUGGUUACAAAUUGUCCAGCUAAAAGAUCUUAA